GUGCUCUCUGUCUUUAUUUUUCAUCUGAUCACAGUUUCAAGAAAGAUCAAGUGAAGAAAGAUAAUAGAGAGACAUCACCUACCAUUUCUUAAAAAAAAAAAAAAAAUAGACGUGAUGUUUUGUGCCCAUUAAUUUUUUUUAUUGUGAGUUAAAUUUGGCGCCCUGUAUUUAAAUGAGAUCUCCCAGUGCCCACAUUGUUGCUGUGUGUUUGGUUGAUAGAUAUUGAGCCUGCGUGCUGCUGAUUCAGGGAGUCGAGUCCAUGCGAACUGCCAUCUGAUCCACUCUUAUCAAUGAAGCAGCAGAUCAUGGCGGAUGGCCCCAGGUGUAAGAGGCGAAAACAAGCCAACCCAAGAAGGAAAAACGUGUUGAACUAUGAGAACGUAGUGGAAACAGGAUCAGAAACAGAUGAGGAUGACAAGCUGCACAUUGCGGAAGAGGAUGGUCUCCUUGGUGCCCUGGAACGUGAGGGUAGUCCAGCGAGCAUGCCCAACCAUGACACUUCUCCGUGUGUGAGCCAAGCACUGAUACAGAAGGAGGACGAGGAAGAUGAGAUGAGAGAGAGCGGAGUGGAUCACACCUGGCAGGGCAACGAGAUGCUGCAAACCUCAGUCGAUGGUACUGAUGAAAUGAAAGAUGAGUAUGACACUAUGGGGCCUGAAGCCACACUUCAGACCAUUGGAAACAACGGUACAGUUAAGAAUGGAGAUUGCACUUCAGAAUUUGAGAAGUAUUUUGCCAAACGAAAGCUAGAUGCUGGAGAGAGCCAUGUGGUCAGUAUUGCUGAGUACCUGCAGCGAGGUGAUACAGCCAUUAUUUACCCAGAAGCCCCCGAGGAAUUGUUCCGCCUUGGCACACCGGAGGCCAAUGGGCAAGAAGAAAAUGACCUACCACCUGGAACUCCAGAUGCUUUCGCCCAACUGCUGACCUGCCCCUACUGUGACCGGGGCUACAAGCGCUUGACAUCACUCAAGGAGCACAUCAAGUACCGUCAUGAGAAGAACGAGGAGAACUUUGCCUGCCCCCUGUGCAACUACACAUUCGCUUACCGCACCCAGCUUGAGCGACAUAUGGCCACACACAAGCCUGGGAGAGAUCAGCACCAACUGCUGAACCAGGGAGCUGGCAAUCGCAAGUUCAAAUGCACAGAAUGUGGCAAGGCCUUCAAAUACAAACACCAUCUGAAGGAACACCUGCGGAUUCACAGUGGUGAAAAGCCAUACGAGUGCCCAAACUGCAAGAAACGCUUCUCCCAUUCUGGCUCCUAUAGCUCGCACAUCAGUAGCAAGAAAUGUAUUGGCUUGAUCUCGGUGAAUGGAAGGAUGCGGAACAAUAUAAAGACGGGUUCUUCUCCUACUUCUGCUUCAUCUUCUCCCACUAACUCAGCCAUCACACAACUCAGACAUAAGCUGGAGAAUGGCAAGCCACUUAGCCUACCAGACCAAUCAGGUCUUCUAAAAAUUAAAACAGAACCACUAGAUUUCAAUGACUACAAACUCAUUAUGGCCUCUCAUGGGUUUGGUGGGCCUGGACAUUUUAUGAAUGGAGGAAUGGGGCCUACUAGCCCAUUGGGAAUCCAUGCUUCAUCUCAAAGCCCAAUGCAACACUUAGGGAUGGAGGCACCACUAAUGGGAUUUCCUGCCAUAGGGAGCAAUUUAAGUGAAGUGCAGAGGGUCCUCCAAAUUGUGGACAACACAGUAUCGAGGCAGAAAAUGGACUGCAAACCUGAUGAGAUCUCAAAGCUUAAGAGUUACAUGAAGGAACUUGGAGCUCAAGUUGAGGAACAAGGACAAGGAGUGACUUCUCCUGAUGCUCCACCUGUUGGUCUUCCAGUGGUCAGUCAUAAUGGUGCCACUAAAAGUAUUAUUGACUACACACUAGAAAAGGUCAAUGAAGCCAAAGCUUGCCUCCAGAGCUUGACCACGGACUCAAAGCGACAAAUUAGCAAUAUUAAAAAGGAGAGAAUGAAUCACAUAUUAGACCUAGGUACUGAAGAUAAGAUGCAUGAGAACAAUAACCUCUUUACUCCCUUCUCUUGUCAAUUCUGCAAGGAGACCUUUCCAGGUCCAAUUCCCUUACAUCAGCAUGAACGCUACAUGUGCAAAAUGAAUGAGGAGAUCAAGGCAGUACUACAGCCCAGUGAGAACAUGACACCCAACAGGCCUGGGAUGUUGGGAGAGAAACACGCUCUCUUACUUUCUUCCAUGCUCUCCGAGAAAGUAGUGACAAGCCCCAUCAACCCUUACAGGGACCACAUGUCUGUGCUUAAAGCAUACUUUGCCAUGAACAUGGAACCCAAUUCAGAUGAACUACUGAAGAUUUCCAUAGCUGUUGGCCUCCCUCAGGAAUUUGUGAAGGAAUGGUUUGAGCAACGAAAAGUUUACCAGUACAACAAUUCCAGAACUCCACCAAUGGAACGGAACAAUGCAGAGGUGGCGCUGGCUGCCACCAACACUCCCACUAAAGACACUAUGUCAGCCAGGUCUCCUAUACCUUUAGUAAAGCCUGUGGACUCUAUUACUUACCCAUCCAUAGCAGAACUCCAUAACAAUGUUAAUAAUUGUGACACACCUCUCAGGCUUACAAAACCAUCCCAGUUUACUGGUGGUAAACAAGUUGGUGAAAAGUUGGACCACUCCAGGAGCAAUACUCCUUCCCCUCUAAAUCUUUCCUCCACCUCUUCUAAAAACUCCCACAGUAGCUCUUACACUCCAAACAGCUUCACUUCAGAAGAGCUCCAGGCGGAGCCAUUAGACUUGUCUUUGCCAAAACAAAUGAAGGAACCUAAAAGUAGUAUAGCUGUAAGAAACAAAACUAAAGCUAACAGUGUUAACAUUGACCAUAACAGUAUUUGUUCUCCAUCUGAGCACAUAGAGGAGCCAUUGAACUUGGCCUAUCUCAAGAAGGAAUUUGGUUCACAUGACAACCUUGACAAAAGCACUAAUCAAUUGUUCAGUAUUAACCCAUUUGGUGCCAAACCUUUGUACUCAUCACUUCCACCACAAAGCGCAUUUCCCCCAGCCACCUUCAUGCCCCCAGUUCAGGCAAGCAUCCCGGGGCUGCGGCCAUAUCCAGGGCUGGAUCAAAUGGGCUUCCUACCGCACAUGGCCUAUACAUAUGCAACUGGAGCAGCUGCUUUUGCUGAAAUGCAACAAAGAAGAAAGUACCAAAGGAAACCAGGUUUCCAGGGGGAGCUGCUUGAUGGAACAACAGAUUAUAUGUCAGGCCUGGAAGACAUGACAGAUUCAGACUCCUGUCUGUCCCGGAAGAAGAUUAAGAAGACAGAAAGUGGUAUGUACGCGUGUGACUUGUGCGACAAAACAUUCCAGAAGAGCAGUUCCCUCCUAAGACACAAAUAUGAGCACACAGGUAAACGGCCGCAUCAGUGUCAAAUUUGUAAGAAAGCAUUUAAACACAAGCAUCACCUUAUUGAACAUUCGCGACUGCACUCAGGCGAGAAGCCGUAUCAAUGCGACAAGUGUGGCAAGCGCUUCUCGCAUUCGGGGUCUUACUCGCAGCACAUGAACCACAGGUACUCCUACUGCAAGAGGGAGGCGGAGGAGAGAGAGGCAGCCGAGAGGGAGGCCCGGGAGAAGGGUAAUCUAGAGCCAACAGAGCUACUGAUGAACCGAGCAUACUUACAGAGCAUUACUCCUCAGGGGUACUCCGACUCGGAAGAGCGAGAUGGCAUGCUGAGGGAUAGAGAAGACAGUAGGAGAGGUCAUGAGAAAGGUGUUGAAGGGGGGUAUGUGAAGAUAGGAAGGCAGGACGAAGAGUUUGAGGAAGAGGAAGAAGAAAGUGAAAAUAAAAGCAUUGAUACAGAUCCAGACAGGUUAAGAUACGAGGAGGAGAAUGGAGACCACUCAAUGGACGAUAGUUCGGUGGACGGGAAAACAGAAACCAAAUCAGAUCAUGAAGAGGACAAUAUGGAAGACGGCAUGUAAUAAACUACUACAUUCUAAGCUUCCUGUGUUUUCUUCCAGUAGUAUUGUUACCUGCUUGAUUUAAACAAACACACUGCUGUGUUGGCUGUACAUGCACGUGCCUGAUGCUUCCAGAAAGCCUGUGUUGAUGGACUUAAGUGGAGGGAGACAAUUCUGCCGACAGAGACGAUGUUAUGAGUUUGAGUGGGGGAUUGUUAAGAAGCUGCAUUAUGCAAAAAAAAAAAAAAAAAAAAAGAAGAAAAAAAAAAGAAAUUUUAAUAAUUGUACAGUAUUAAGGCCUAAAUAAUGUGUGGUGCUAACAUCCUAAAACCCUGUGUUUCAUAGUAUUUAUAGCACAAACUUGUAACUUGUACAAAUUGCACUCCGCUUAUAUCAUCACUACAAAAAUGAUAAUAAAAAGUAUUGUCUAUGUAUAUUUAUACAGUGUUUAAAGCAGUAGUGCCCGCACUACAGUUCAUCAGUAUUAUUACUUAGCUAUCACUUAAUGUGUUGUUUAUAGUUUUAUCCUUGUGUCGGGCCAACUAACCACACAGUUUUAGGCCUCAGACUUUCUUUGUGUGAAGGAACUUAAAUGAUGCCUGUGUGAUUUUAAGAUAUUGAAGUCUUAAAGCAACCUUGAUAUGAAGGACAGUGGUAUGAAGACAAAAA
Molecule: messenger RNA, 4589 nt
Organism: Polyodon spathula (Mississippi paddlefish)
Lineage: Eukaryota; Metazoa; Chordata; Actinopteri; Acipenseriformes; Polyodontidae
Product: zinc finger E-box-binding homeobox 2-like
Exons: 9
Coding region: 291-3941 (1216 amino acids)
Biological process (GO): anatomical structure development; regulation of transcription by RNA polymerase II
Molecular function (GO): RNA polymerase II cis-regulatory region sequence-specific DNA binding; DNA-binding transcription factor activity, RNA polymerase II-specific
Source: RefSeq, a predicted model, not a curated record